This is a messenger RNA of Monopterus albus (swamp eel), 3413 nucleotides long. Its product is annotated as zinc finger protein 385D. Gene Ontology annotation, cellular component: nucleus. The record is from RefSeq and is a predicted model, not a curated record. Lineage: Eukaryota; Metazoa; Chordata; Actinopteri; Synbranchiformes; Synbranchidae. Gene Ontology annotation, molecular function: zinc ion binding; nucleic acid binding.
CGAGAGAGGGAGAGAGAGGCAGAUAUGGAGGUGCACAGACAGCAGCUGCGUGCAGAGUGCAGCAUGCAGACUGGUCACUGAUGCUGCUGUUGGACUGAACACACAUUGACAGACACACACAGCCCUGAGGAGUGUAUGAGACAUGCCCAAGCUGCUGUCCAUGGACACACACACACUGGCAGGGCACCAGAGAGGACAAACAGCAGACCCCCACGCCUGAGGAGCUAUGGAGAGCAGCAUGUUCUUUGGUAGCACAUGUCAAAAUGGCCUCAUGCCUGCCCUGGUGCGCCCCACUCUGCCUGCCGUCCAGACCUCACUGGGCCUGAAGCAGUUUCUCCCCUUUCCAUUGGAUACAGCCUCAGCAGUCAGCCUCUUCCCAGGAUUUAAUACGAUGGACCCGGUGCAGAAAGCAGUCCUCCAUCACACCCUGGGCCUCCCUCCCACCGCCAAGAGGAAGCAUGUCUCCUGCAGUGUUUGCCAGCUGAGGUUCAACUCUCAGAGCCAGGCCUUGGCCCACUACAGGGGAACCAAACAUGCCAAGAAGCUAAAAGCCCUGGAUGCACCGAAGAGUAAGCUCAAAGGCUCAGUGGUCACCAAGGACACUGCCAACCAGGAGAUCCCUAAGGGCAUCGACACCUUGCAGCUCCCUAGCAGCACAGACAAGAAAGAUGGUGUACACGGAGCAGUGCCCCUACCACUAUGCCCUGUGCUCAGACCUGCACAACCCUUGACAUCCUUGGCAACCUCUACAGCACCAACACACACACCUGUGGCCUCACCAAUUGUCCUGAGCACCACAGCAACCAUAGCCUCAGAGACUACCUCAGCUGCUAGAGGGGACGAGAGGCCUUCAAACCUCAACUCUCCUUCAGAACCAGACCCGGACCCUGAGCAUGAGGGAGAGACAGAUACAGAAACCGAGGAGGAGAAAGCGCGACGUCUUCUGUACUGCUCACUCUGCAAAGUGGCGGUCAACUCAGCGUCACAGCUGGAGGCUCACAACAGUGGUACAAAACAUAAGACGAUGCUUGAGGCCAGGAGCGGCGUGGGUUCCAUCAAGUCCUUCCCUCGGCCGGGAGUCAAAAGCAAAUUGGCUGCGUCCUCUAAAUCAUCAACAGGCUUGCAGAACAAAACCUUUUACUGUGAGACAUGUGAUGUGCAUGUCAACUCAGAAACUCAGCUAAAACAGCAUAUCAGCAGUCGGCGUCAUAAAGACCGAGCAGCGGGUAAACCAGCCAAGCCUAAAUACAGUCCCUACAGCAAACCGCAGAAAGGCCAAACCAAACAGCCGAUAAAGUUGACCUUGGGUAAGGAGCACCAGUGUCAGCCUCUGACUGCACAGAUCAUACCUGCUCACCUGGCAGCAGUGGCAGCGGCAGCGGCGGCCGCACACAACUCUUUCACACAUCGCACAAACCAUGCGACUAACCCCAGCCCAGCCCCUGCCCUGUUCCAGACACAAACCCUCCCUGCUGCACUGCUCCGCCCGGGCCCUGGGCCUGUCAGGACCUCCCACCCACCAGUCCUGUUUGCCCCUUACUGACCUGUUGGACCCAAACAGCGCUGCUCUGCCCCCCUCAAGGACUAAAUCAUGUGUUUCAUCCAGACCAAACCAAGGGGUCAUGUCAGCAACUGUACUCCUUCUAUGCAUCUGGUAUAGUGAACAUCUUUACAUCGUGAUCAAACCUCUCAUAUGGAUUAUUCUGCAAAGCUAAACUUAACAGAAUUGAAGCAUUUGGCGCUUUCUCAUGAUGGAUUUUUUAAAAAUUCAACCCCAGUGAAGACUACACAUACUUUCUGUGCCAUCCUGCAGCCCAUGGCUCAUACCCCCACCCCAGACUUGGACCCACAUCGUAUCGCAAUAAUGUAUAAGACUAACCUUGUGAACUAUGCAGUGUCAUUACUUCAUGAUGCAAGGCCUGGUUUGAGCUAAAAUACGGUGGGGAUAUGCUUUUUGUAAAGAGACAGCGUGGCCCUAAGAACAUUGCUUUGGUGGAGGGUUACUGUUGCUAAUAAUUUAAAUGGCUGAUCAUAGCGAGCAAAGACCUCCUCUCUCCCUGUAUGCACUUUAAGCCCCUCCUCUGUUGAUGUCUACAUUAGAUGGCUAGACUGUGAUAGAUGGUUAGAGUAUGUGUCGUAAAGUGUUUUUGAAUUCGUCCUUGCAUUAUCUUGUAGAUAUGCGAGUGUGUACUUCUGCAUGUGUGCGUAUGAGUGUGUGUGUGUGUGUGUGUGUGUGUGUGUGUGUGUGUGUGUGUGUGUGCGUGGGAGCUUUACAUCCACCAUAAGCCAUCCCAGACAAUAUCCAGCACACAUUGUCACUGACCAUGUGUCGAGUCAGAGGGACCACGAAGGCUUGUGUAUAUUCACUGUCAGUGUGUAAAAGGUGAACGAUUUCAAAUAAAAAGACUCCUAAUUUGCUAAUACCGGUGGCCAUGUGUAGUUCAGUCAGCACCGUUGCAUGUAGUCAUGGUACUGGGUGCUGCUUAAAGCAUCAACUGCUGUAUGUUACUUAAAAGUCAGUGAGCCUGGUGAGCCACAUGAUGAGUUUAUAGGACACUUACUAAUUCUAAUAAUAAUGCUCUAUCAACCAGUGUAGUGCUCUUCAUUCAGCUUUCAGAGAUUUCUGAAUAUUUGCUCUAGCUUCAUAGACAAAGUGCAAAAUUUAAAUUCAAAACACAGAAUCCUAAUGUUUAAUACAUGCAGGGCAGGAUUCAAGAGACGAUCACUAAUGUGCACUCCCAUUUAGAAUGCUAAAUUAAAUUUCAGAAUACAUCAUUAAAAUUCCUAACAGAAUUCCAUUUCCAUUACUAACAAACUAUAUCUGUGAAGGAUGGUCACUCUCCUUGUUUGUGUGUUUGUAAUACAGAAGCCAUUCUAUAAUCUUGAUGUAAAUGCUGCUGCUGGCAAAUGAUAAAUUAUGCAUAGUGUUGUAUUUAACUAGAAUGAGCAAACAGAGCAGAUAGUUCUACAAGUAAUGUGAAAUUCAUUACAUUUGGGUGAAUUCAGCAAAACAUUGUGGCAAACAGGCUGCUGUGGUACUGAAUGACAGAUGACCUAUUGGAAUAGUAGUACAGCAGAUUAUUGCCUGAAUAUAGCUAUUUUUACUACAACAGCUGCUCUAACUACAGCAGCAGUUAGGCACCUUAGCACUAAAGCAUUUACAGCAUCUGUACUACAUUCACUUUAUUGUUCCAAUUGUCGACAGAGUCCAUGCAGAGACAUGUUAGCAUGUCUCUCAGUACUUUCUAAUUACCCCAAGCUCAUUCGUUCUUAGUGGAACAAAUACAAGCUUUAACCAGUGGUGGAAGAAAAACUCAGAUCCCCUACUUAGGUAUAAGUAGCAAAACCACAGUGAAAAAAUACUUUGUUACAAGUGAAAGUCCUGCAUUCAAAAUGCUACUUAAGUAAAAGUA